This is a messenger RNA of Suncus etruscus (white-toothed pygmy shrew), 614 nucleotides long. RefSeq names its product anti-silencing function 1B histone chaperone (gene ASF1B). Gene Ontology annotation, molecular function: histone binding. Gene Ontology annotation, biological process: DNA replication-dependent chromatin assembly. Lineage: Eukaryota; Metazoa; Chordata; Mammalia; Eulipotyphla; Soricidae. Bases 1 to 609 code for a protein of 202 amino acids. The transcript is spliced from 4 exons. Gene Ontology annotation, cellular component: nucleus. The record is from RefSeq and is a predicted model, not a curated record.
AUGGCCAAGGUGUCGGUGCUGAACGUGGCGGUGCUGGAGAACCCGAGCCCCUUCCACAGCCCCUUCCGCUUCGAGAUCAGCUUCGAGUGCAGCGAGGGCCUGGAGGACGACCUGGAGUGGAAGAUCAUCUAUGUGGGCUCGGCCGAGAGCGAGGAGUUCGACCAGGUGCUGGACUCGGUGCUGGUGGGGCCCGUGCCCGCUGGGCGACACAUGUUCGUCUUCCAGGCCGACGCCCCCAACCCUUCCCUCAUCCCGGAGACUGAUGCGGUGGGCGUGACCGUGGUCCUCAUCACCUGCACCUACCGCUCGCAGGAGUUCAUCCGAGUGGGUUAUUACGUCAACAACGAGUACCCCAGCCUCGAACUACGAGAGAAUCCACCCCCCAAGCCUGACUUCUCCCAGCUCCAGCGCAACAUCUUGGCCUCAAACCCCCGGGUGACCCGCUUCCAUAUCAACUGGGACAGCCCUGAGGACUUGCUCAACGGCGUGGAGCCCCGGGACCCCGGCCUGGAAUACAGUGUCCCGCUCAGCUGCACCCCAAUCAAGGGAUCCGGACUCCCUGGCUGCAUCCCCGGUCUCCUUCCCGAAAAUUCCAUGGACUGCAUCUAGCCGGG